AUGUCUUAUUAUCAGAUAGAUAUCAAUCCUUCCAGUAUCAAUCCUGGAUAUUCAGAAUACAACGAGGAAGAACUUGCAGAGAUAGCGCGUGCAAUCGAAUUAAGUAAGCGAGAACAAGAAGAUUCAGAUUAUAUUCGCAGAUUUGUAUCUGAUAGAAACAAUUUGGUUCCAAUAUUGAGUCAAUUACCAGGAGUCAAGCCAGAUGAUCCGAGAUUUGAAAAGUUUUACACUCAACAAUGA
This is a messenger RNA of Trichomonas vaginalis G3, 240 nucleotides long. RefSeq lists its product as uncharacterized. The transcript has a single exon. The coding region runs from base 1 to 240 and encodes 79 amino acids. Lineage: Eukaryota; Parabasalia; Trichomonadida; Trichomonadidae. The record is from RefSeq and is a predicted model, not a curated record.